Molecule: messenger RNA, 420 nt
Organism: Penicillium egyptiacum
Lineage: Eukaryota; Fungi; Ascomycota; Eurotiomycetes; Eurotiales; Aspergillaceae
Source: the annotation of a GenBank genome assembly
AUGACUUCGAGUUCCGCUACCGAGAGGACUGCGAUGCUCACAUGGAUGAGUACAACCAUUGGGUCGAAUGUGAGACCUAGUACUCGACAAUUUCGCACUAAGCAUAGCUGCCAGCAGCACAUGGACGCCCUUGACCACUGGGCACCCGUCUUUAAAUGCGAAACUUGCAUUCGCACCUUCUCUUCCCAGGAUGCCGCCAAUCAGCAUAUGAAUGCCAAGAACCAUAGGCAGCCAACUGUUCCCUGCGAGACUUGCUCGCAAAUGUUCUACACCGAAGAAACUGCUGACCAGCACAUGGAGGCCGAGGGACACUAUGCGAACUACUGCGCGGAAUGCGAUCGAAGCUUUGCGAAUGAGAACUGGCUUCGGCAGGUACGAGAACCAAGCCAAUUUUGGAGAGAUUCCAAGCCCCUUAACUAG